This is a messenger RNA of Alternaria rosae, 1138 nucleotides long. RefSeq names its product cytochrome oxidase c assembly-domain-containing protein. The transcript is spliced from 2 exons. Bases 127 to 918 code for a protein of 263 amino acids. NCBI's taxonomy places the organism in Eukaryota, Fungi, Ascomycota, Dothideomycetes, Pleosporales, Pleosporaceae. The record is from RefSeq and is a predicted model, not a curated record.
GCAUCGAACCCUAGUCCAUCUCGACUUUUGGAAAUCAUCGAAUCAUUCGUUCUCCCGCUCCGAUCUUCACGACAUCUUCCUUCCACAACACUUGCCCCCCAAGCGCUUCUCCCACCGCCGCCCCCUAUGUCAAAAUCACCGAAGGAGUCGACGCGAUUCACAGCCACUGGAGUAUGGGCGCACACAAGACCUGGCGGGCGGGCAACGACGCUGCAAUUCGCGGAUCCCGCACCGAAAAACGAAACGCCACAACAGAAAGUCAAGCGGUUACGAGAGGCAGCAAACAGGGCGAAGAUGGCGCAGGUGACGAGGUGGGAUUACAUGUACUUGUACGGUAGAAUGGCGGCGGAUGCGGCGCAUAGAUUUACCGUCUACGGCUUGAUAUUUGCAACGGGUUGCGUCGGUGUCCUCGCAGUCUUCUCAAUAGGUGACAUGAUCGUCUACAACCGACGGAAACGAGCAAUCUACUUCGCCGAAGAGGAACGGGUCCAAGCCAGGAUCCUCGAAGCCGCCCGCAAUGCCGUCGCAUCAGGAACAGCUUCACCCGCACAAGCCGCUCUCGUCACAGGUAUCGCCGAGGAGCAAGAAGCAAUGGAGAGGAAGAAGGCAGAGCGAAAGGCCCCCUCUAAGCUGCUAUGGUGGCUGCACGGCGACUGGAAGGAGGACCAAGCAAUCGCAGAGCAGAGAAAGUUGGCGGUGGAGGAGAUCAAGCGGCAAGAAGCCCAAGGCAACUCAAACCUGGGCAUCGCUGCUGCGGUACAAGAAGCCAGGGCGAACGACACAACAUCCACAUUCACAUCAUCGACACCAGUAGUCGGAGGGCCGCUAGACAACACAGCAGAGAAGGCGGUGCACAAGGUGGAGGAGACCGGCAAGGGCUGGUUUGGAUUCAUGAAGGGUGGAUCGAAGAAAGAGUAGAGAAAGGACAGCGGAGAGUGAAGCCAGACGCUUCAGUGUACUAUAUACGACCUCAGCCUGUACAUUGCUGUCACAUUAGAUGUAUGCAUGAUGGAGUUCUUCAGCAGUUACGAAGGAGUCAACGAUCAUCUUGGGUAUCUUCGUUUCGUGUCCAUAUUGCACACGGAAUACAUGUUCAAACGAUUUCCAAGCCUUCCACUCGCUAGUUCCCUUGACCAGC